Messenger RNA from Meloidogyne enterolobii, 1341 nucleotides. NCBI's taxonomy places the organism in Eukaryota, Metazoa, Nematoda, Chromadorea, Rhabditida, Meloidogynidae. The record is from the annotation of a GenBank genome assembly.
AUGCCCAAUUCAAUGAAAGACCCACUUAAUGAAAAACAGAGUGAGGCAGGCACAAACGACCGACCAGAUUCUAUAAGGACAACUACUACAAUGAUGCCUGAAACAAAUUGGAACAGUAUUUACACUGCAAGUAUGCUUUCCUUCAUUGGAACAGUCCAAUUCUCACUUUAUUUCUCUUCAAUGUGGCCAUACGUACAAAUUAUUGACCGCUCAAUAAACGAAACAAUGUUUGGAUGGAUUAUAGCCAUAUACAGUGUUGGACAAAUAAUUUCUGCCCCAUUAUUCGGCUAUUGGAGUAACAAAAUACAACAAGUCCGUCUUCCCCUUUUUGUUGGACUAGCACUUAUGUUUAUGGGAAAUCUUUGUUAUUUGAGGAAUGUUUGUUUACUGAGAACAUAUGCCUCAACAGCCUCCACUAGCAAAGAUCGUUUACGAGCUAUAGCUUUUGUCACUUGCGGACAGGCACUAGGUGCAACCAGUGGUCCCGCAUUCCAACUUUUAUUCACUUCAUUUACAUAUCCGGGUACUACACUCCUCGGACAUUUACGAUUUAAUUUGUUUACUGGACCUGCAUUUUUGGCUUGUACAAUGAAUUUAUUUGGUACAAUUAUUUUGCUAUUUAUUUUUAAAGAAGUAUAUGCGGGUCUACACCAUGAAGAAUAUAAUAAAAUUGUUCGGGUUGAAAAUGGGGAAAGCAACAGAUCAGAAACAGCUACAACAAAGGCAAGUUUUUACAAAAGUGUUUUACAAUCAAUAAAAAUUGUAAAAAAGGUUUUACAAUUCCUUCAAGUUUGUAAAAAAGUUUUACCUUUUCUUUUUGAUUCAAGGUUUUACAAUUCUUAUUUUAGAUUUUUACAAAUUGGAUCAGUAAAUUCUCUAACAUCUUCAUUGCCUUCAAAAUUACCCCCCUACGAUUUAAUUGCUUGUUUUGUUUGUUAUCUAAGCCGGUUUACCCAAAUGUUUGUCCAAACAAAUUUGGAAACAAUAGGAAGUCCUUUUUCUAUGACAAUGUUUGGAAUGACUGAACAAAAAUCGGUGGAAGUUAUUUCUAUUGCCCAAGCAUUGGUUGGCUCUAUAACUUUUGCUACUUACAUUUUUUAUAUUUAUUUUAAAUCUUCGAAUAUGGAAUUAAAUUUCCGUCUAAGUUGUAUUUUGUCUAUAUUAGGCCUUGGAGCUUUUCAUAUAGUUACUUUUCCGUGGCCUUUCCUUAGCAAUCCGCUACAAGUUUAUACAGAGAAAGAAAGACUUGCUUAUAAAGUCGAACAUUUACCUGCUGACUUGGAACCUGUUGGGUGUAAUACAGAUAAAUUUGAGUGGGUUUUUAAUAUUAUUGUAAAUUAG